Perognathus longimembris pacificus (Pacific pocket mouse) is the source of this 848-nucleotide messenger RNA. RefSeq names its product secretory carrier membrane protein 5 (gene Scamp5). Gene Ontology annotation, biological process: protein transport. Lineage: Eukaryota; Metazoa; Chordata; Mammalia; Rodentia; Heteromyidae. The coding region runs from base 47 to 754 and encodes 235 amino acids. The record is from RefSeq and is a predicted model, not a curated record. Gene Ontology annotation, cellular component: trans-Golgi network membrane; recycling endosome membrane. The transcript is spliced from 6 exons.
UUCAAGACAGAGAGGCCUGGGCAGCCCGUAGCUCACUGGACUCACCAUGGCAGAGAAGGCCAACAACUUCCCGCCGUUGCCCAAGUUCAUUCCACUGAAGCCAUGUUUCUACCAAGACUUCGAAGCCGACAUUCCUCCGCAGCACCUGACCAUGACCAAACGCCUCUACUACCUCUGGAUGCUGAACAGCGUCACGCUGGCCGUGAACCUGGUGGGCUGUCUCGCGUGGCUGAUCGGAGGCGGGGGAGCCACCAACUUUGGCCUGGCCUUUCUCUGGCUCAUUCUCUUCACACCUUGCUCCUACGUCUGCUGGUUUCGGCCCAUUUACAAGGCCUUCAAGACCGACAGCUCCUUCAGUUUCAUGGCGUUCUUCUUCACUUUCAUGGCUCAGCUGGUCAUCAGCAUCAUUCAGGCCGUGGGCAUCCCGGGCUGGGGCGUUUGCGGCUGGAUCGCCACCAUCUCCUUCUUCGGGACCAACGUGGGCUCCGCGGUGGUGAUGCUCAUCCCCACCGUCAUGUUCACCGUGGUGGCCGUGUUCUCCUUCAUCGCGCUCAGCAUGGUCCAUAAGUUCUACCGGGGGAGCGGAGGGAGCUUCAGCAAAGCCCAGGAGGAGUGGACCACGGGCGCGUGGAAGAACCCGCACGUGCAGCAGGCCGCGCAGAACGCGGCCCGGGGCGCCGCCCAGGGCGCCAUGAGCACCCCCCAGACUCAGUAUUCCGCCACCCCCAACUACACCUACUCCAAUGACAUGUGAUCCGGGGCAGCCCACGGGGAGGCCCGGUGGGGGGGGGGGGGGCCGGUGGGGCGGGCGGGCUCGAGCCACGCCGUCCACGCGGGUCACCCACCGC